AAAAAAAGCAACAGCGAUAAGGGAGUUUUUGUUCUGCUGAAAGUUCUUUAAGUUCUUUCAGCCUUCUCAAAUUUUAUUUUUUUUUUCCCCCCUCCUCUCGUCACAUUCCGGCUCGCUCGGCAAAAUGAAAUAUAUUAUAGGCAUCGGAGGGGUCACCAAUGGUGGUAAAACCACCUUGACCAACAGGCUCAUCAAGGCGCUCCCCAACUGCUGCGUGGUCCAUCAGGACGAUUUCUUCAAGCCACAAGAUCAAAUAGAAGUCGGGGAAGACGGCUUUAAGCAAUGGGAUGUGUUGGAUUCCCUGGAUAUGGAGGCAAUGGUGAGCACAGUGCGGGCCUGGAGUGAGAACCCCGUGAAGUUUGCCCGCUGCCACGGGGUGAAUGUCACACCUGGCUCUAGAGAGCCAACCUCCCCAGAUAUCCAGAUCUUGGUCAUUGAAGGCUUCCUGCUUUAUAAUUACAAACCCCUGGUGGAGCUGUUUGACCUUCGUUACUACCUGGCAGUGCCCUAUGAUGAGUGCAAGAGGAGGAGGAGUACAAGGAGCUACACCGUGCCUGACCCCCCGGGGCUCUUCGAUGGCCACGUGUGGCCCAUGUACCUGAAACACAGGAAGGAGAUGGAGGAUGGAGGUGUGGAUGUGGUUUAUUUAGAUGGCCUGAAGUCAAGGGAUGAACUCUACAACCAAGUCUUUGAAGAUAUUCACAACAAGCUCUUGAACUGCUCAUAGGGUCUGGGAAGAUCUGUGUACAGCUGAUGUAAAUAAUACUUGGAGUGGGAGUGGGGGUUAUUUGUGUGAACCCCUCUCCCACUGCCUCUGGCAAGUCCCUUCUGUAUAUAAUUGAAAACUGAGGAUAACUUAUUCCCACCUCAUGGACAGGAUUGCCUUGGUGGGUUUUUGUUUUUGUUUUUUUUUUGUAAUUAUUUUAUAUUCCACUGGCUUACAGAGAAGUUGGAAAGAGCAUUUUUAUAGCAGAGCAAGUGCUGGGAAAACGAGAGAGCUCCUGCAGACAGGAAGGCUUCGUGCAAGGCUUGUUUGUAACAUCAACAAUUCAGUAAAAGUCCACUUCAGUCUCCUUCUGAGGUCCUGGUUAAUUCAUCACUCAGAUUUAUUGCAAUAAAAAUGGGUGUGGAGCUCAUCCAAAACACAACAGCAGCCCCUUUUU
Messenger RNA from Ficedula albicollis (Collared flycatcher), 1163 nucleotides. It is a transcript of the gene NMRK2, whose product is annotated as nicotinamide riboside kinase 2. The record is from RefSeq and is a predicted model, not a curated record. Lineage: Eukaryota; Metazoa; Chordata; Aves; Passeriformes; Muscicapidae. The coding region runs from base 125 to 727 and encodes 200 amino acids. Gene Ontology annotation, cellular component: cytoplasm. The transcript has 8 exons.